AUCUCGUUUAUAAGAGACGUUAUGAUGUUAAAGUGAUGCUUUAUCUUUAGGAGACAUCGACAGCGAUGGAGCUUCUUCCUCUUCUGUGUCUCUGCCUCCUGACUCGCUCUGGAGUCACGUCUGCUCAAACAAACGGGCCAGCACCGAUCACAGUGGAGGAAGACAGAUAUGUUAUGUUACCCUGUUCCCUUAGCAACAAGGAGGACAUUACGUCAGGUGUGUUUGACUGGAAGAAAGAUGGUGCGGAUGCGUUCUUUUAUGCCAACGGCCAGCAUUCCAAUACUGGCAGAGGUGGUCAGAUUCAGCAGUUCAAAGGUCGAGUCUUUCAUUUUGAAGAUGAACUGAAACACGGCAACGCCUCCAUAAUCAUCACAAAUACAAAGGUGGCCGACAGCGGAAACUACACCUGUUAUUUCCCAAAACUUCAGCCACCUCAAACAUUCAAGAUUGAGCUUGUUGUUGGUGCAGCUCCAGAACCAUCUGUCACAAUACGUAAAACUAACGAUGGAUUUGUGCUGCAUUGUAAAGUUCAUGGCACUCCAAAACCUAAAGUAGAGUGGCUGGACAGUGCUGGAAAGAUCCUUCCUGCUGAGGAGCCCCAGGUCUCAGAAAGAGGAGGCAGUUUCUACAUCACUCUCACCGCUACUGUGACCAGGGCUGACAACUAUCGCUGUGUAGCCACUCAGGAGACAAUCAGCCAUCAGAUUUAUGCUGAAAUUUAUUUCAGUGGUGAAGGAGCAGAGAAAACCUCAGGUGCAGCUCCAAAACCAUAUGUCACAAUACUUAAAACUAAGGAUGGAGUGCUGCUGCAGUGUGAGGUUCAUGGCACUCCAAAACCUAAAGUAGAGUGGCUGGACAGUGCUGGAAAGAUCCUUCCUGCUGAGGAGCCCCAGGUCUCAGAAAGAGGAGGCAGUUUCUACAUCACUCUCAACGCUACUGUGACCAGGGCUGACAACUAUCGCUGUGUAGCCACUCAGGAGACAAUCAGCCAUCAGAUUUAUGCUGAAAUUUAUUUCAGUGGUGAAGGAGUUUCAGGGCUCUUCACUGGAAUGAUUGUUACUGUUGCAGUUAUUGUCACAGUAUGUAUUGUUGGCCUUCUUCUAUUUCUGCUUGAUGAGGCCGAGGAAAAACUCCCUAGGUAA
Messenger RNA from Perca flavescens (yellow perch), 1142 nucleotides. Its product is annotated as hemicentin-1. NCBI's taxonomy places the organism in Eukaryota, Metazoa, Chordata, Actinopteri, Perciformes, Percidae. The record is from RefSeq and is a predicted model, not a curated record. The transcript has 8 exons. Gene Ontology annotation, biological process: T cell receptor signaling pathway; regulation of cytokine production. Bases 66 to 1142 code for a protein of 358 amino acids. Gene Ontology annotation, molecular function: signaling receptor binding. Gene Ontology annotation, cellular component: external side of plasma membrane.